UGUGAUUAUCUUAUCGCGCAUAGACGCAUAUAUCAAUGAUUACGUAAUGGAUAUACUGGGUUCUUUGCUCGAACACGAAAUCAAUAAACACGUGGUGGGGCAAAGAAACGUGGAGGGGAAUUGAGAAUCUUCGAGAAAAGUAGUGCAGAUCGUGCGCCUUCUGUACAGAAGUUGCACAACGUGGUCGGACAAGUGGAGUUCUCCGUGGAUCGUUUGAACUUACAAUUUUUAGAAAAAAAUGGCCGCAGCUAAUGUGAUUAAGAGACUUGUGCCUCUAUUUGAUAGAGUUCUCAUACAAAGAGCCGAAGCUGUAACAAAAACCAAAGGUGGUAUUGUUUUACCAGAGAAAGCUCAAGCGAAAGUAUUACAAGGAACUGUUGUAGCGAUUGGACCUGGCCAAAGAAAUGAUAAAGGAGACCACAUUCCUCUGAGUAUCAAAGUUGGUGAUGUCGUACUAUUGCCAGAAUAUGGCGGAACUAAAGUAGAACUUGAAGAUAAUAAGGAAUUUCAUUUGUUCCGUGAAUCGGAUAUACUGGCAAAAUUAGAAGUUUGAAUCUCUUUUAAGUUUGUGUUUGUAAUUUUUUUCGAAUACUAAAAGCCAUUUCAUAAGAAAUAUACAAGCAAUGAAACAGUGAAAUGUAAGUUACUUUUGUGCAAACUUUGAUGUUUCUUAUUGCAUCAUACAAAGCUAUUUCCUUAUAUAUCUGUUGUUAUAUAUUCAUCAUUCUGUGUCAUGAUUUGAUACAUAUAAAAGUAAAAUAAUAAAGCAUUUGUUGUGUUUAUGUA
Frieseomelitta varia is the source of this 786-nucleotide messenger RNA. Its product is annotated as 10 kDa heat shock protein, mitochondrial. The transcript is spliced from 3 exons. Gene Ontology annotation, molecular function: metal ion binding; protein-folding chaperone binding; ATP binding. The record is from RefSeq and is a predicted model, not a curated record. NCBI's taxonomy places the organism in Eukaryota, Metazoa, Arthropoda, Insecta, Hymenoptera, Apidae. Bases 239 to 553 code for a protein of 104 amino acids. Gene Ontology annotation, cellular component: mitochondrial matrix.